AAGUGUGUUGUUACAGCUUCCGAGCAGCACGUGAAGGCAUCGUGUGUCUGCUGCUGGAAACAGGGAGAGAGGAAGUGUCGCUAUUGCGACAUCGUUGCCACGUCUGUCAGGAUCCUCUGCAGCAGCAGCGGCGUGUCUGAGCACCGGGAUGGGCCGGUGCUGGGCGGUGAUGUGGGGAUGACAGGAAGAGGUAGGGGUAACCGUGGAAACAGAAGAGAGGAAGGAAAUAGGAAACACGUAGCCACAAAAGCACAGCAGUCCUUGACUUAAAAAAAAGCCUGUACGCAUCUCCAGCUUGAAGGAGCGGCCGCUGUUUCCUGAGGAUCCCGCCUAUUGUUCAGACCACAGGGGCUUGUUUCUGCGGUUUUCUGGGUUCAGGAGGCUGGGGUCACUCAUGCUAAACUCAGGGGGAAUGGACGAAUUCGUGACCGAAGAGGAAGAGCCGUGGUACGACCAGCAGGACCUGGAGCAGGACCUCCACUUGGCGGCUGAGCUGGGGAAGACUCUGCUGGAGAGAAACAAGGAGCUGGAGGACUCCUUGCAGCAGAUGUACAUCACUAAUGAAGAGCAAGUGCAAGAGAUUGAGUACCUGUCGAAGCAGCUGGAGGUCCUCCGGGACAUGAAUGAGCAGCAUGCCAAAGUGUACGAACAGCUGGAUGGGACUGCCAGAGAGCUUGAACACACCAAUCACGCACUGGUGACAGACAGCAAGUCCUCGCAGGAAAAGAUAGAGAGGUUAACAGGGACCAUUGAGGCUUUGCAGAACCAGGUGGAAACUCUGUCAGGGCAAGUGGAGCAGCUUCGCUCCAUGGAGCAGCUCAGAGUCAGGAGGGAGAAGAGGGAACGACGCAAGACCAUCCAUUCAUUCCCUUGCUUGAGGGAGCUUUGCACAGCACCCAGAUAUGAGGAUGAGUUUGUAGUGGGCAGAGCUGAGAGCUUUACUGUGGAUACAAAGCGUCAACCAUGUGAAGAAGAGAGCCAGCAUUUAAGGGAGGCGGUGUCGGCCUUGCGAGCUGCUGUCCGGACGGAGAGGGGGCGCAGGGAAGGGGUGGAGAGGGAGUGCAAUGUGCUACUUGCAGAGUUCUCCCGGCUGCAGACACGGGUGCAGGAUGCUGAGAGCUGUCAGGUGAGAGUACGGGAGCUGGAGGUGGAGCUACAGGAGCUGCAGCAGCUACGUCGUGCUCGGACAUUACUGCUGAGCAGCGAGGAUGAUGGUGUGACUCUCACCCAGACUGUCCUUAAUAGCACCCCAGAGACUGACACCUUUCUGGAAGUGGAGAUCAGUGAGACGGGAGGAGGUGUAAGGGAAGGGCCUGAAGGUGGAGUAGGUGUUGGAGGCGAGGCAUUACCUGAGUCCGGCCCCGUGAGGAAAAGCUGCAGUGACACAGCGCUCAAUGCCAUUGUUGCCUGUGAUGCAUCCGGCAGCAGGAGAGGGAGCUACGCUCUCCAUGCCAACAGUGUGAGGAAGAGAGGGAUGUCCAUUCUCAGGGAGGUGGAUGAACAGUACCACGCCUUACUGGAGAAAUAUGAGGAGCUGUUAGGGAAGUGUAGGCGCCACGAGGAGAGCCUUUGUCAUGUCGAGGUCCAAACUUCCAGACCUGUCUCCCGAGACCCAUCCAUGAAAGACUGUGCCAUGGGCCCCACCCCGGCACCUCCCCCUACCCCUACCCAAUCACCCUCUACUCCUGAGGCCAUCGAGAGCAUCAGCAAGCAGGUGGAGGCAGUGGAUAAGCGGCUGGGACAGAAUACUCCAGAGUACAAAGCCCUUUUUAAGGAGAUCUUCUCACGUAUCCAGAAGACCAAGAUGGACAUCAAAGCUACCAAAGCUGCUAAAGCUAGCAAAUCGGGGAAAUCUGGCAAAUCUAGUAAACACUAAUGGCAUGCUGUCAGGUCUGGAGAGGAUGAGUUCUUUUCAGUGUAUAGUGCUCAAGUAUGUCAAGAGGGGUUUGGUGUAAACAUUCUUACAGUGUGUGUCUCAAAAACUGAUGUAGAGUUCAGUUGAUGUGAAAUCAGACCACACUGUUCACAAGAAUCAGAUUAGCAUGAGGUUAAUUUUAAAACUUUGGGGAAUUCAUUCACAUAUGCAAAACCUAAAUGAAUUAACUAAAAACUAGUUUGAGUUUAGUCCCCUCAUAUUCUUUUAUUCAGUGUUCCUACUAUACCUGUAUGUACUUGCUUCACUGCCUUAUUACCGUAGGCAUAUACCACAGUAACACUUCAAGAGCAGUUUGCCUCUUAUGAGCCCCAAGUGCACUAAAUAUUAAAGCUUCACUAGAAAAUUUCAUCUCAGACAAGAACAUGAGUGCAAUCUAAUACUAACUUGAAUUGUAUCUCUGAAGUUUAUUAUAAGGGACACUACAAACUUUGUAUAACUGCAUUUAAGAAAGACAGAUGGAUACUCUCCUGUCAUGUUGUCAAGAAUAAACUUAAGGUGCUACUAAUUCUCCUACCAUUACAACAUACAAAUUAACACUGUUCAACAUUUUCAUUAAGCCUUUAGUCUGAAUGACAUUCCUAUUAUCUUUCACCAUAAUCUGUGUGUGACUUUACCUUUUACUUUUUUUUAAAGUUUGCUGUGCCUCACCUUUUUAUUGAGAGAUUUUGAGGACUAGUUUGACAUUUUGGGAAACAUUUGCUUUCUUUCUGAGGGUUUGGAGAAAAGACAAACAGGCUGAACACUGUCAUGUGGGCAUGGAGGAUGUGGCUACACCUAUCUUAGCAUAAACACUGAAAACAAGGGAAAAGCUAGUCUAAUAUUGUCGAUAACGAAUAGAUCUAUAUCUGGCCCGAGAGCAGAAGUCAUAAAUUGUGGUUGUUACACUUUUUUUUUUUUAACAGAUUAACUCAAUGACAUAUAACUUGUUAAAUGGUCAUAUUUACAGGCGGUGAUGGGUGGACAUUGUCAGCUUUGGACAAAGCCUGUUUUCAGUCUAGAUGUAUAUUUACCACAGAAACAUGAGAAUAUCUGCAUGGUAACUAUGAAGCUGUCAGCAGUUGGCUUUCCUAGCUUAGCAUAAAAACUGCAAACAAGGAUGCAGCUCUUCCCAAAAAGUGCCGGUGACUGACAAACUUUGGUUUUUAUGGGGGUAUGUACAAGACUGUUUUUGGCCAGGAGCAGGUAGGCAUUAGUUGGUGGAUUUUAUUACCUUUGGACAGAGCUAGGCUAGCCACUUCCCUUUGCCCUCAGUCCUUAUGUUGGUGUUACGCUAAGCCAACCAGCCUGUCUGUAGCUUCAUAUUUACUGUAGGAAGAGUGGUAUCACUCUAUUGGUGGCAUAAAAGCACAUGUGUAGGCUAUUUCCCAAAAUGUUGGAUUUAUGUUGUUGAUAACAACAUAAAAAAUGGACACUAACUAAAACAUCAGGAAAGGAACCCAGAAUAGAAACGUGUUUCAAAAAUUCAAAAUUAAAAACAUUCUUCCUUCACUGUGUUAAUGCAGCUCGCUUAUGAAUACUGAAGUGCAUUUUCAUUUGCACUACAAUGCCCUAUUAAGCCAAUAAGUUAAAAUAAACAAUGGUUAUUUAUUUCUCCACAGUAUAUAAUCAAAGCUUAUUUUAGAUAGUUAGUGUUAGAGAGGUAAAGAGUUAGAGAGCUUUGAAUAUCUUGGAGUAAUGUUUCCACUAAAUGCUGAUAAGCUGUUGUCUUAGAGAAACGUAGCAAACGGCAUUCUCUCCAGAUUGCUGUUUUCACCAUUUCCUGGACAUUAUGUACCCUCAUCAUAUCGAAUAUAAAAAUCCUGAUAGUAGAAAGCAGGGUUUCUGAAGUAAGAGGGAAUGUUUUUGCACCAUAUUCAAAAUAAGCAAUUUUUGGUUGUUGGGAAACAGUUUUGUUUCUACAUCUCAUAGACCAAGCAAUGAAAAACGGAAAAAGCAUGAAAGAUGUAUUACUUUCAGUUGUCAUUAGUAAAAAAAAAAGGCCACUGGUUGGGGAAAAAAGCAAAGCAAAACAAAAACAGGAAGUUGGGUUCUUAAAAAAAGAUCAGGUCGUCAAAACACAUAUUACAAUAAUGAAUACUAUAUACUUUUGAACCUUUUUAUAUAAACAUUGAGACUUUUUUCUUUAAUUAUACAGUACAUGGACAGACAGAUUAUAGAACUGUAACCAGUAUGAGGGUUUGUCUAACAAACCAAACUAUAAUACUAACCUGCAAAUAUAUUGCACCUUUUCCCC
Messenger RNA from Monopterus albus (swamp eel), 4169 nucleotides. Its product is annotated as cerebellar degeneration-related protein 2-like. The transcript is spliced from 6 exons. Lineage: Eukaryota; Metazoa; Chordata; Actinopteri; Synbranchiformes; Synbranchidae. The record is from RefSeq and is a predicted model, not a curated record. Bases 395 to 1876 code for a protein of 493 amino acids.